AUCAAUGGAUCAACAGUGAGCUGGUGCAGCAAAAGACAGCCCUGUGUAACGAGAUAUCCUCUACAGAGGCUGAGUAUGUCGUGCUAAGUCAUGCAACACAAGAAAUCAUGUGGCUGAGAAGAUUACUUAACAAUAUUGGAGAAAAACAAGAUCAACCAUCCAUUAUGAACAAGAUAUAUCAGGGAGCCUCACUCUGAUAGAAUUAUCCAAGAAUCCACGAUUCCACAAUCGUACAAAACACAUAGACAUGGCAUAUAUCACUUAUCGUUCGCGAAAAAGUCAAUGAUAAAUCUAUCAGUGUAAAAUACUGCAGUACAGAUCAAUAUAGCUGAUGUUAUGAUGAAGAGUACCAGUUUACCAAGUAAUUAAGACAUACAAACUUUUCAGAAGUUUAGAGACAUGUUGAAUGUUAUAAAGAGAUCUUAGUUUAAAGAAAGACAAAGGACAGUUGUUCAUAUUUGAAGAAUUAUGAGAUUAAUUAUAACUAGUAUACAUUAAGUGGGAGUGUUGACAUUCAUGAAGUAUUACAUCAUUACUGUAUGUAAUGUUGAACUAUAAUUAGGAUUACAUGAAGUUCUCAGUUUUGUUCUCUGUUGCUUGGACAUUUUAUUUACUUCGAAAUGUGACUGUGAAUGUAUUCAUAUUGUACAACAGAAAUUAUGUAACUUUACUUAUUAUUUUUGAUCAAUAAAUACAAAUAUCAAAAUAAUCUAAUUAGCACCAACCAAUCAAAUGACAGAUUAAAAAAUCUUUUGUCUCAUAGACCAAUCAGAUUUACAACUGAAUUGAAUUUACGGUUGUAAGGCAUGGACUUUUGUUAAGGUUUGUAUCAGGCCUAUAGAUUUUAAAAUAUUUUGCAGGUGAGGUAAGUGUGUGCAGGUAAGGUAAUGGUUUUAGUGUGUGAAACAUUACCACUGGCCAAAUGAACCAAUCAAUUAAAUUAAUUCACAGACAAUUAUAGCCAAAGCUUGUUUGUUUUCUGGGACUGUAAAAAUUACAACUUUAUUGAAACCGUACCCAGAAAUAUUCAAAUUAAACAAUGGUGGAGUUCAAUGACUGUAUUAUGCACCUAUCAUUGUUUUCCCCCUGAGAGCAACCAACAGGGGACUUUGACCACACUAUGAAGCACCAGGGAGGGGAAUUUGACUUAUGCAUCAACUCCCAGAGUCGGGAAAUUUUGACAUCCGCCAUCUUGAAAGUUUGCACGGUUUUGACAUUAAAAUGUCUGGUAACAAAUAUGGCGGAGAAGCACGAUCAAGUUUCAUUGAAAAAGGUAUUUUAUACACAGUGUCUCAAUUUUUACCAAGUUUAAAAAUAUAGUUUAGGAAUAUAGUGGGGAAUUUUGACAGCCGUUCCUUGCCCAACAGUGGGGAUUUUGACGACAAAAUUUUAAAAAUGUCAAAAUUCCCCUGGGUUGCCCGCACUUUACUCAGAAACCAUUGAUAGGUGCAUUAAAGUGGUACUGAUACAAGGUGGUGGUCUGGUGGAGAAUUUCUGUAUGAUAGACAUGACUCUUUACCAACCUGGACUCGUCCACAAAUUGUUUUCCUAAUGCGUCAACAAAAUUUUCGCCCAUGGUACUGAUCUUUUGCAAAAAAAAUCGAUUUUUUUAUUUGAAAAUUAUUCAGUUUGUUACAAUUUUAUAUUUGGUUCACUCUUGUUUCUCUUGUGUGAUUUUGACGUAAAGCAGCUGACCAGCUGCUGGCUCAAAUUUUCGGAAAUUUCAACUUCCAAGGAAAAUUAGAACAAAAAUAAAGGAAAGGUAAAUGCAGUGAAAUUUGCAGUGAAAACCUUAAAGGAAACGAACGGAACUUCCAGGAAUACGUAGGAAAAUAAAAGGAAAAUUCGGAUUUUAAAAAUUCACAGUGAAAACUUACGUAAUGUUUACAAAACUUAUAUGAAAUCCAAUCAUAUUGAUUCGGAAUGGCUGCCAAAAUAGAAGAUUCAGUUGACGAAGCAUCGAAAAAGAAAAACCCUCGUCCGAUUUUAAAGAACAAAUUAGAGGGAUGUAGUGAUGUUGUGAAUCAAGCAAGAACCAUUCCUCACGAAGAUGCUGUUAUCACGGUCUCAGAUGAUAGGUAAAAUGCUACAUGUCGACAUAUAAAUAUUCCCGAAUAUUUAUAUAAAUUGAGUUCCUCUUUCGCGUAUUAAUGGAACAUUUUUGAAUUUCCCAGGAGUGUUCGUGUAUGGAUUAGACGGGAGAGUGGACAAUACUGGCCAAGUAUAUGUCACAUGAUGUCAGGUAUGAACUUGGAUACUAUAAAUAUUUUGAUAUGCUGUAUCGGGCACUGUAUUUAAGGUUUAUAUGUUAGAUUCUUAGAUAAUUUAUAAGAUUAGUACUUGUCUAUAUUUUCCCACACUUGACACCAUGUUGUGUUGUCAGUGCGUUCAAUGAUUCAAGAUUAACAUGGAUUACAGCUGACAUUUAAUUAACAACAGAAGUAAAAUACAAUCCUUCCUAUAAACUAUAUAUAACAAGAUUAUUAUAAUGCUUGUGAUGUUACUGAGUGUAUAUCCACACCGGGCAAGCUUGAAAAAUAUGCCUGACCACGGUGGGAAUCGAACCUACGACCUUUGGAAUACUAGCCCAAUGCUCUGCCAACUGAGCUACGCGGUCUGGUCGGUUCGAGUAUGUGAUAUUUCAGAACAGAAUCUAGUUCCUUUGAUAUCAAUGUUAUCUAAUAAUAAUCAUGAUUUUUCUGUGUUGGUGUAAUGUACUCAGGUGAAUAUGAUGCUUGUGAUGUUACUCUGAGUGUAUAUCCACACCGGGCAAGCUUGAAAAAUAUGCCUGACCACGGUGGGAAUCGAACCUACGACCUUUGGAAUACUAGCCCAAUGCUCUGCCAACUGAGCUACGCGGUCUGGUCGGUUCGAGUAUGUGAUAUUUCGGAACAGUAUUCCAUAUUUCGGAAUAUUCCAUAUUUCGGAACAGUAUUCCAUAUUUUGGAAUAGUAUUCCAUAUUUUGGAAUAGUAUUCCAAAGGUCGUAGGUUUGAUUCCCCCAGCAUGCUUAAGCCUGCCGCACACGAGAGAAACUUGCUGAGCUAACCACCUUGUGCGGUAGCUAGCUCAGCAUGUUUCUCACAUGUGUGGAUGGUUUUCAUAAGGAUUUAACCUCUCGAGGCCUUGGGGAAAAUUAUAUCUAUCGUGUUAGAUAUUUUUCGCCUUGUGAUGAAAAGUUUCAACAUCUGCAGAUGUUGCGAACUUAGUUCUGAGCUGCUUGAAUUAACUUAAGCCACUAGCCAGUGAGAACCCAUUAUAGUUUAUUCAUGUGAUUUUGGUGAAAAUGGCGACAAUGGAGGGAAAUGCAAAUAAUCUUAUCAUUUAUCAACAAUGUUGUUGUUGAGUAGUUUUCUCGUUGGUGUGUGGUGAAAACGCAUAGCUGAGCUAGCAGCAAGGCAGUUAACUCAGCAAGUUUCUCUUGUCGUCGUGUGCGGCAGGCUUUAUCGGGAUGAAGUGAAGAUGGGAAUUUGACAAUUAUUUUUUACUUAUUCAUGUAUGUUUUCCCUUGCUACUCUGUUUUUUAAGUAAAUUAAUAAUUACAGUGCCCAGUUGAAUUGUGUUCAUGAUGCAAGUUUUUGACACUCCAGUCUAGUGCCUUCCUAAGAGGUGAUUUGAAUUUGCAACACAUGUGGCAUAAUUUGAGGGCUGAUAUCAUCUGCCAACAAGGUGGAUAAUUCUUGUUGUAAAUAUUAGGGGGAAAAAAAAAACCCUGUGGUUCCGGUUUCAUGUCGCGAAAAAAUUAGGGUCGGUAGGUCGGAAAUUUUUUUUUUAAUAUUUUUUUCAUGGUUUUUUCAAUAAUUAGUGUGACAACAGACGCCAUUUUGGCAGCAGCCCGCAACCACCCGGAGAAAUUAUGGUCGCACUGUUAAUCGCGUUGAAAAAAUAAUAGGGUCGGCAGAAAAAAGUAGGGUCGGUCCGGGACCGGAACCACAGAUAUAUUUUUUUACGCCUAACUAGAAUCAUAUCUGAUAUGAGCAUGAUGAUUCAUCAUCAUAAUUGUCACGUUUCUAGGCAACGUCUUUGACCAUAACGAUGAACUUGAACCAUUAUGGCAUGUAUAAAUAUGUUGCCUAGUCCUAGAAGCAUGUCAUAUAAACAUGGAUCAUCAUACUCUGAAUAGAGAUUCCCAGGCUUUUAGCCAGGAUCUUGAAAGAUGGCAUCCAAUUUUGGUAUUAUAUGACACAUCUGGAAAACCUGAAGUUUGGGUCUGAGUCUCUUAAAUAGUAUUAUUAGUAUUAGUAGCCAUAAAAAUGCUGAUUACGAAAAAAUACGUUUCGUAGGCGUUUGAUUAAAACUUUUCUUGUUUCACCUGACCCAAAAGUACGCGGGAUUUCCCGCGAGAUUGACGCACAAAAUCUUGGGUUUAAACCGAUUUGACCAUAGAUUUGACACAACGUUGGUUGCGUUACAACAUAUUCCAUGUUAGUUGGUAGCGGCACUUUUUUGAUUUUUUGAUAUUCAUUGUUCUCUUAAAGGAAGUGGUUAUUUCAAAAAUUUGUCCGGCCAUGAAAACCAACGAGCUUUGGCUAUUUGUCUGUGAAUUAAUUCGAUUGGUUCUUUUCUUCGUUCUGUCAGCUUGCUAGAGUGAUAUCAAAUAAAUUUCAUUGAUUUUUUCAAGCAAAUCGACCUGCGAACAGGUGGCCGGAUCAGUUUGGGAGGGGUUAGGUGCGGGUAAGCCAGUUUUAUUGUGUGAAACAACCGCUGACCAUUUAAAUGAACCACUCAAAUUAAUUCACGGACUAAUUCUGGCUAACUAGCCCGAGCGUUUGGUUUCCGUGACGCGACAAAUAACAACUUUCUUUAUUAAAUAGUGAUUUUAAUUGGAAUAUUCAUCAUGAUUGUAGUCUACACAGACACAGGCACAGUCGUAUAAAAACAACACGACAUAUGAAAAGAACCAAUAAAAAAGAGAGAGCGACCGCACACGUUUUUGUUACUUUACUUUACUUAUGAAGAUUUUAAUUGCGAUAUCCAAAAACGUUUUAGGGAAAAGUGUACACUUAUUUUUUUUGUUUUUGUGGAAUACCCGACCUACCCGUAUUUCUCUUUAGUCGGGCUGAUCAAGAAACGUUUUAGGUAAACGCCCACCAAACAUUUUUUCUUAAUCAGCAUUUUCUGGCUUUCUUCACUGAAAAUUUGAUAAAACUACAUCAUUCUAAGAUUCGUUGUGCGAUGUUCAAUCUUACUACCAGAAUGCACGUUUUUGGGUUUUUUUUGUUGGGGUUUUUUUGUUGUUGGUUUUUGGGAGGUUUUUAUUUAGCUUUGCCAACUAGGGCAGGGUCACCACAACAGCAUAUGCCAAUUACUGUGAGCCCUUUUACCUAAUCCACCCUGUCAACUUUCCCUGUGGGAGGAAACACGGAGUACCCGGAGAAAACCCACGACUUUCGGCAGGGCGUUGACUUUUUACUCUUUUCACAUGAGGACUGGGUUCGAGUCGCAUUGAGAAAGUUCUCGCUGAGGCUUGAACCUGCUGUCUCAGAGGUGAAAGGCAAGUGCGCUAACUACUUAGCCACCGAAGCCCUGUGGUUACAUUACGUCUAUCAUGUGAUGUAACCUAUAUCAAUGGACUGAUAUUAAACCUGGAUGCCAUGAAUUCACAAACUUUACAUUUACUUGAUGGCAUUUCCUAAAAUCCUAACCAUGCACAGCAACUGUUUCCAGCCAUGACCGCUGUCGGAAACCAAAUCGUCUGCUAUUUUAUACUAUAGGCUGUUGUGCUGUGUUUAAUUUUUAUAAUACACGCUACGACUCGAUAGAGCACAUUUUCAAGAUAUCUAUGACUUUUUGAAGUAUUAAGUUUUAUAUUUAAAUUCACGCUUCGUUUUAACUCAGAUAAUGCAUUCGAUAAUUCGGUCCAUAUCCAAACAGCUCAAUUUUUCCUGAAUGAAUGCAACAAUUUGCCGGCUCGUUCAUGGGGGGUCACACUCACACACAUAUACAGUACACACCACCCCUCUAGCAAUUCAAAUAACUAUUGUUUGACCUGAAAAGAAGGCCCAUGUCCAUGAGAAGCUUAUGUAAAGAAAAUAAGUGAUAUGCUGCUCUAGUGUUGUAGUAGAAUUUUAUUGAUAUAUUAAUUGGCAUCAUUGUAAUGAUCAAGCAAACCGGAUAUUUAGACCAUAAGGUUUCAAAUUAGGGAUGCAAUACUACCUGAAAAAUACAAGGGGAAAUCCAACGUUUCGAGCGAAGGCCCUUCGUCGGGAAAUUAGUGGGUCUUCGCUCGAAACGUCGAAGUUCUCCUGGCUUGUAUUUUCAGGUAGUUGCAUCCCUAUCAACCGACGUUCUGUUGGCACUACUUACACUGGCAUAGACCGUUCAAGUUUCAAAUUACUCAAAUGGUUAAAAUUAUAAAACAUUACAGAACCUUGCAGCUCUUUGGAUUACCAUGGUGAGACAAGAAGGAUGUUUGUUGGUCUUGAUAAUGGAACAAUCACUGUAAGUAAUAAUUUACAUGCAAUGCCCAUUAUAACGUCCUUUAUAGUCUACACUGGAUCUAGAGGCCAAAUUUGUUCGGGGGUUCAUGAGCGUGUGUCAGGUCGCUGCAAUUGCGACAAAAGUUUUCAUCUGGCAACCAGAUAUUUGGCAAAUGCAGAUCACCAGACAAAAUAAUGAGAUAUAUAUUAUAUACUGUAGGUCACCAGACAAAAUAAUGAGACAGCAGCGCACUUUUUAAAAAAAUUGGCGUUGUUAAUACAGUAUGACGUCUGCAAUUGACAUGCAAAGUGUUAUUAAUAAAACACGUACAAUGGCGCUAUUUACCAUGUCAGGUCAUAUAUGUCAUAUCCUUAAGUCAAUACUCCCGGUCCCCGGAGACACGGAUGAUAUUGUGGGUUUGUUCAUAACGGAAUUGUGUGUGGUUUAAUAUAUCGGGCCACCUUAAAGAGAUUAUGAAAACCCUGCCCCCCCCCCCCUGCGUUAAGAUUUCUUGUUUUUUAAUGGCUUUGAAAACAUUGCGUGGGCUUAAAGGCUGGUCUCCACACAUCGCAGAAACAACUACUUACAUCUCAUUAAAAUGAACUGUUAAGCGUUGUGCAUGAUUGGGUCAAGGCACUCUUGCGAUGAAUGAAAAACAGGUUUAAGGCGUUGCAGAUGCACAGUAUAUUCAGAUUUGCCAUAGUUCAAAAUUGUUAGCGAAGAACAGCCCAACCACUCUAUCUCCCUCUGCCGCGCUUCAAUACACCAAAACCUUUCAUAGCACGAGUUUAUAAGCUUUUUAAACUUUCUCUAUUAUACGGUACAUAUACUGUAUCAAACAAACAGAUAUUAUUAACAUGCUGUGCCGCUAAAUAAUAUUUAUUUAAAAUUAUUUUGGUAAAUAGAUGGUAUGCUGAAAUUUUUGUUUAUUUAACAUACUUUUAUUCCAAUAGGAAUUUACACUGUCAAAAGAUAUGAACAGAUUAAAUCAUUCUCGGAAUUAUUUAGGUAACAUUUAUACAUUUUACUAUGCGAUGUGUCCAAUGAACAAUUACGUAAGAGAAAUAUAUAUAUGUGUGCAUGGAGAGAGAGAUGCAGUCAACUACCUGGAAAAUAUAAGCAAAACUUGAAGUGCAGUAGCGAGAUACAGGAUUGGAUACGGGUCCUCAUAAACCACGAAUUUCAAGGCCCUUAAUACUGUAUGGUCGCUCACAUUCUCCUUUCAAGACCCCCCGUGGGUGAAGGACAUAAAGAGGCAUGCAUGCAAAUCGUGCGGUGGUUCACGCAUUUUCAUUUUUUUAUUUGUGUCAGUUUUGGAUGAAUUACCUGGUUUAAAAUUACAUACUUACACCAUGUCCUUACAAUUCCCUUAAAAUUUAAUAUGUUCAAAUUAGAGGAAGAAGCCCGGAGAUAAAAAAAUUAACAUGAUGAGCAUCAUCAACUUUGGAAUAUGGCCAAUUAUAUUUUCACGUUUGCAUGCGAAUACUGAAUGUCAAAAAGAUGCAACAGUGUAAAUAUAGAGAGAGUUCACAGUAUUGUACAAGUGUGUGUAGAUGGAAGUGUGUUUUGCCGACAUAUUAAGUCAAGGCACAAAAAUUUCAGAACAACAAAAAUCUCGCACGUAAUAAUUUUUAUUGUGCAUUUACUCGUAUUUUUAGCGCACAUGGGAAGAGUGACAGGAAUUUGCUUCAGUUUGGAAGAUGAAUGGGUGCUAAGUGUUGGUCGAGAUAAAUAUUUCCAGUGGCAUGAGACAAAGAAGGGAAAGAGAAUGGGAGGUUAUCAAACGCAGGCUUGGUGUACUUCCAUACAGUAUCCUUUUAAUCAUUACAUUCAGUACUGUGAGUAUAUAUAGGUAUCAAACACGGAUCGUAAUCAACGUUGUCUUGAAGAGUUUUCGUUGAGAACGCCAACGUAAGGAUGGCAGCUACCUGUAUCAACACAAAAAAUUGCGGAUAAUAUCCUGUAUACUAUGAGAUUUUUAGAUGUUGCAAGCUGGAUCAUUGGGUCCUUGUAGCAAUUUGUAGGAUCCUGCAUGCAUGCGUGGCAACAUUCUAUAGGAUCCUAUUUUGGAUCUAGUAGGAUUCUUCAGGCUUUCUUGCCAUCCUACAAUACUUUUCCUACUUUUUCCUACUUUUCUUCAACUUUCCUACUUUUCCUAUUUUUUAUUAAAAAUUGCUUGAUUUUCCUACUUUUCCUACUUUUUCUCAUAAAAUCCUACUUUUUUAAGACAGCUUGGGGAAUCAGUAUGUUAUAGCUCUCGUGAUUAGAUCUAUAGGACUCAUAAUUUUUCCCUAUUUGUGUCCCAGAUGAUAAGAUCUCAGGAAGAGAAGAAGUACAUUUUCCGAGUAUAAAAUUCCAUAUCAUUUCUAGAAUCAUAAUCAAUAAAUUAAUGAAGACUCUGAAAAUGCUAUUUCCGACGACCUGGAGAUUCCAAAUAUUCAACUCCCUCCCCAAGUUAAUCAAGCAUCAUAGGCUCCUGCCGCACCGUGUGAAUUAAGGUGUAUGGCGCAGCCAAAUACAUGCACUCGCACGCAAUUUGAAUUGUGUUGCUGCAGAGCAGAUGCCUUAGCUUUUAUACCGAUGCAACAUUCAUUGUCUAUAUUAAUAUCUAAUUUUAAAAGUUUUGAGAAAAAAAUCCUGCAUAGAUGAAUGAGUACAAAAAAAUAUUGAGCACGAAAAAUUCACACAACUUCCCCAUCAGAUAACUAAUGGUCCAACCCUUACCACAUAUCCUAGGGGGCCAAUUUUGUAUAUUUUUGUGUUAUUUGCAUCUCCAAAAAUUCCUACUUUUGUCCUACUUUUCUACACAUUUUCCUACUUUAUUCCUACUUUUCCUAAAAUUCUAGUCCUAUUAACUUUUAUCCUACUUUUCUACACAAGGAUGCCAGAAAGCCUGAUCCUUGUAUAAUCCAACAGAAUCCUGGUGCAGGAUCCUGGUAAAGUCUAGUUGUAGAUUCCUGGCAGGACCCUGUUUAAGAUUUCCACCAGGGUUUAUGCAUUUUAUAAGCUGUGACAAAUCAUCAGAAUAUUUCUUAAUAGGAAACCCUUUCUUCAACUACUGAAGUUAUUAAAAAAGUCAGUAUAGUUAGUGGAAGAAAUUUCUUCAAUCCAUACAAUACAAAUAAUUUUCACGAGUUUGUUUGACCGUUGUUUUUGCAUGCGUUACCAUUCUCUCUGGUAAAAUUCGUAUUAGCGAGUUGAGCGAUUGAAAUAAUUUGACUAAAUAUUCUGUGAUAUGAUACUGUAAUGACGUAUAAAUAGGGAGAUGAUGUUGUGCAUUAUUAUAUUAAAUAUCCUUAACACUUACCCAAAGGUUCGACCCUCAAACGAAACACAUUUUCGUCGGUGAUUAUAGUGGCUUGAUCAGUGUCCUGAGGUUAGAAAAUAAUCUGGUUGCACUUAAAACUACGUUGAAAGGUCAUUCAGGUAAGUGUGUGGUACUGCAAGUACCUCAAGCUGUUCCAUGUUUCGUAAAUUUAAAAUAUCGUGAGCAUCGUAAACAAUUGUGAGCUAGAUCAUUUAUCGUAUGUUUUUUUCACACUGGAUUGUUGUGCAUGCAUCUGGGCUCUAUAAUAGCGUACUAAGAGUACAGGAUAUUUUUGCGCGCCAGUCACGUCACAAAGCGUUUCUGUCGCAUUACUUUCUAUAGGAAUGCCACGACUACAAGUGUCGAACAAUCAGUGCAAGUGUAGGUAGAAACUAUAGCAGAAAGCUGCGAUGUGAAGGAUAUACAACUACCUGAAAAAUAUAAGCGGAACAUGCUUCUUCUAAAUUCCCUACUCGGGGCAUUCGCUCGAAACGUCGAACUUUCGCAAUAUAUUUUUCGCGUAGUUGUACAGUACAUGUAGAUCCUUCAGUUUCUCACCGCCGUUUUCUGACAGCAAAAUAUGGCGUGACUGUAUGACAUGUAAAUGACGAAUAUUAUGCCCUCAAUUAAUCGUAGUUUAAUCUAAAGCUCUUCUAAGUUAACAAUUGCACAUGUCACUUUCCACAGGAAGUAUUGGUUCGUUAGAAUGGGACACAGACAAACAACAAUUGUAUUCUGGAAGUUUUGACAAUUCAAUAAUAGUAUGGGAUAUCGGUGGAGGCAAAGGUACAGCACUUGAAUUGCAAGGACAUCAUUCAAAGGUCGUUGGACUAGGCUGUAUCUCACACUCUAAACGACUUUUUUCCAUCAGUAAUGAUGGAAUAUUGGGCAUUUGGGAUAUGACUGCCAAGAGAAAUGAGGUAUGUUCUACUGUUCCAGACUGGCUAUAAACUUUGACAAGACUUCGAAAUGCAGAAGUGAUUUUCUAUCUGCAAUUAAGUUGUAUUGAAAGCAUGAUUAGUUUAUGACACUUUCACUCUAGAAACGAUCAGUAGAAAACAGUAAAGCCGAUCACUCAACCCUUUUCAGGCAUUCGAAAAUAGUGAUUACCAAAAUUUGAGUAAAAAUUCAUUGACAGUAAGAUGUGAAUUGUGUAGAUUGCGAUAUUAACCUCGAAUUUUUUAAGCCGGAACAAUAUAAUUAUUGUAGAUGUUAAUUUCUUUAAAGACAUGACGAUCUUCAUGCUUCAUAUUACAGAGAGAGGCGUACCAGUAUCUCUCGCUACGAGAUAUUUCGCCCCUCAUGAAAUAGCCACUGUUCUUAUUGUCUUUCUGCGAGUUUAAUUUUUAGAAAAUGGGAUUCUGUAGAACACCGUGUUUCGUUGAAAAUCCCCAGAAAUUUGCUCUUAAAGGACUUCUGGCCAGUUUACUGCAUCUCGAAGAGGACUGUUACAUGAUAAUGAAGUAUAUAUACUGUAGAUUGGAUAGUUAUAAAAUCAUCUGACUUGUUUCCAUGUGAUGUUCUAGACACCAGAAUGGAAAGAGAGCGACAUGUGUCAGUUUUGCAACAGUCCAUUCUUCUGGGCGUUCAAACAAAUGUGGGACCAGAAACAAUUUGGUUUGCGACAGGUUUGUUAGGGUUAUUUAUACAUGCAUUACUAUUUCCCUUUAACCCAAAAUACAGUGUAGUUUAGCUUAUUAACAGCUUCCAACUGUUCAACUCGUAUUUAUAUAAGUUCCACGUACAGGGGCGUAGGAAGCUUCUAAAAGUUGGGGGGGGGCAGGCUUUGAGGGGCACUUUUCGAAUAAAAAAGGCAUGUAAAAAAUCUUUCAUCUCAAAAAAACCUUUUCCGGGCAUACCAAAAAAAUUUUCCGGAGAUAUCACAUUUUUUCCUAAAUAUGAAAAAAUUUUCCGGAUAUAUCAAAACAUUUUCCUGAUAUAUGAUAUUUUUCCUGAAAAUGAAAAAAUUUCCGGAAAUAACAUAAAUUCAAGUUUUCAAAAGUGCCCUUUGGGCAAAAAAUGCAAUCUUAAAUGACAUUUUUCACGCAAGAAAAGGGCACUUUGUUCCCGGAAAAAGAGCACUUGGCAAAACUUGGGGGCCUGCCCCCCCGCUGCCCCCCUCCCCCCGGUUCCUACGCCCCUGUGCACGUAAUUGACACCAGACGUUUAAUUCGUCCAGACGUUUACACACAUGUACAGUAUGUGCAAUGAACCUACAAACCUGAACAAAACACCUGCGACACUACCAACUGUAUUGAACGAACAUUUAGGCCGUGGGUUGUUGGCCAAAAUUAUUUCGCUUCGUGGCACCCAUGUGGGAAAUACUUGUUUGGGGUUUAUUUGAAAGGCAUAUAGGUACAUCACUACCAAAAAAAGUUCCCAAGCAAAAAAGUUGCCCAAUCCCGAGAAAAUGGUUGAUCAAUGAUUAUCCUCUAUUAAAUUGUAUUACAGCAAAAAAAUGGGAAAUUCUGUAUUCAAUUACAAUAAAAAUGACUUGCAUCAUCGGAAAACGUACAAAAAACCGCAUAUAAGACUUUUAAUUAAACAGUUUUUUUGAUUUUUCAAAUAGUCUUUGAGUUAUUGCUGUUUUAAAUGUGAAAAUUGGACCAAAAUGUCGCAAUAAGGACUGGGUACUAGGUCAAAAACGCGUUUUUAACAGCGUAUAACUCGAAAACAAUUUUAGAUAUAAAAAAACUGUUUAAAUGUCUUUAUAUGUAGAUUUUUGUAAGCUUUCUGAUGAUGCAUUUUUGUUGUAAUUGAAUACAAAAUUUCACAUUUUCUUGCUGUAAUACAAUUUAAUAGAGGAUAAUCACUGAUCACCCAUUUUCUCGGUCUGGGCAGGUUUUCUGCUUGGGAACUUUUUGUGGUAAUUAAGCAUCUACGGUUCUAUGAAUUGAACCACAGAAAAUCUAUUUCCCAGGAGGGUGCCACGAAAUUGCUUUUCUAGGCACUUUUUCGCACAACAGCCCACGGCCUAAUUUGUAAUUUGGAAGUUUGGAAACUUUUUCCCUUACCACCACCAUUCAAUGUUCAUUCCGGGAACACAUGCAGUUAAAGCAAUUGUAGUACGUUCAGCAGUAGGGAGCUUAAAGCCGGUUUUCCACUGCAAGCGUACCGUACCGAAACGUAUCAAAAACGUUUUUAAAUUUCAAAAUUUCGUGAAUGUUGAUUGGUUAGUACUUCCGUAGUACGCCAAAACGUUUCAUUUUGAUACGCGAAUACACCCGAAAGUACGUGGAUUUAUAAACCUCUUUUCAAUCUGCGCAUGCUCCCCAGUACGUUUCGGUACGAAAACCAGUUUAAGACACACCAAAUCAACGACGCGGAUGUGACGAAACACUGCCGCUAUUAGAGAGGUUAAGAUACACCGGUUCCGGUUUACGGGUACGAGUAUCGCCAUUUUGUUUACCAAUUUUUGCUGAUGUCAGCAUUUUUACCCGUAACUUCUACCCGUUUCCCCGCGGUAAACCAUGGCCUACACGUAAACGACAAACGGGUACGGGUGUUGUCUGUUUAUUAUUUAUGGCCGUUUAAAUAGCAAAAACUUCAACAUCUUACCCAAAUAAAUAAUAAAUUAAUGCAUAUUAACAAUCUAUGGCAAACCUUAACAGCGAAAAUUACCAUUCUCUGAUCGGUUUUCUCACGGCGGAGUGUCUUGGAUUUCUUAAGUUACAAAUCGUUCCCCGAUUUACGGGUACGGGUACGUGUAUAUCACCCGUACCCGUAAACCGGAACCGGGGUAUCUUAACCUCUCUAUUAUCACAGUUUCACUUCACGGGUAAAAACUAUGCAUUGUUGUUGGUAAACAAAGCCAGGGACACGAGAAAAACAAAAUAAAAGUAGUCUCCAAUUAUUAGCGACUGUUUUUUAGGCGCGUCCGCUUCGCAGAUUUGGUGUGUCUUAAGCUCCCGAUUGUUUCGGGGGUGGGGGGAAUCAGAGAGGGUUACUCUUUAAUCUUUACCAGAGAAAGGUGCCUAAUGAAUAAUUAAUUCAGCUAAACGGUCAACAAACUAACCAAGAGAGUACCACUGUAUAAACAACCACCAACUCGUUGCUUUUCAUUGUACAGCACCAUUGUAGAAAAUGUGGAAAAGCAGUGUGCGACAAAUGCAGUCAAAAACGUUCAACGUUGCCAAAAUUUGGCUUUGAAUAUGAUGUACGCGUGUGCCUGACGUGUUUUGAAACGAUUACAAAUGAAGAGUAAGUAUACUGUACUAUAGGGAAACGGUUAUUGCUCCUCUAAUUAUUACUUAAAAAUACCAAUUCUUUGUGACUUUCAGCUGUGAACUUUUAUAGAAAUACCAUGCAAUAUUUAUAAUAUUGUUUAUUGAAAAUAAUUCAAGAGUUUUGAUUGGCUAAGAGCUGUCGGUGAAAUCGUCAUAUCCGCUCGGUAGCUGCCCAAAUUUGGAGUUAUGACAUCACCGUGGAAUAUUGAAAACAAAUAUACCAUGUUUGACGUAAUUCGUGGUAUACUGAGAAAACACUGUAACACGCUAUGACGUCACGCUAAUUUAUGCGGCUUAUGUCAAAAGUGGGAAAGUACAGAUAGGUUCCUCAAAGGGAAGGUUCGCCGACCUUUUUUGUGUAUUCCGACAAAUAAAUAGUAAAACAAUUAUUGUAUUCGGUUCUCGCAGGAUAUGAGGAAUUAUUACGGCCUCAGGCUUCGGCAGAUGACAGAAAACUCGGCCUUAAUACUUCCUCAUAUCCUACUCGACCUCAUUCAAUAAUUGUUAAUUCGUUGUUAUAUGCAUUGGUUAUAGUAAUACAUACAGUACAUGUAGGUUUGGACGAAAAACUUUUUUUGCUACGAAAAAUAUGUUGUACCAUUAUUAAACUUACUUUAUUUGUUUUGUCUAAACAAAACAUAAUCCGUCUUUUAGACUUGUUCAGUUUUGUUAUAUAAUCGUUGAAAUACUCAACCGCUGGCUUAAGUCUUCAAAGUUACACGAAACCUAAUAAGUAUACUAAUAUUGUAAGUUCUAAGGUAAUUUGAACUAACUCUCUUGAACUUAAAUGUCUUUUUCGAUUUUCCCCAUUGUAAGGAAUAAGCAAUGGUUUAACCAACCUCGUUCCCAGGCUCUUUGCUCUUGGGAAGCAAAGAGCCUGGGAACGAGGUUGUGGUUUAACGUACUUUCCAAUUUUGACAUUCUGAUUAAAUUGUCAUUUUCUGAUUAAAUUAUUUUUUCUCCCCAUGGUAAUAGUCGCCGACCACUGGCUUUAUUUCACAACACUAAACAUCCUGUGGUGAAUGUUAGCAUCGAUCUGACAAAAGGAAAACUUUUAACAUGUGGAAGCGAUAGAAUAGUAAAGGUACGAACAUUUUUAAUGCACGCUUCCGGAAAUAUGUCACCUUGGCUAUAUAGAGCCUUGUUUUCAAGAUUAAGACGUUGGGAAUUCACUAAUUGACUAAUGUCGGAUGUUGGGAAUUCACUAUAGCCAAAGUGACGUACUUUCCAGAGUCCAACUUUGAAGGUAUAUGGCAAUAAAAAUUAACUUUGUCUUAUUUGAAAGAACUUUUAAAGUUAUAUUUAUGAAGACCCUUUCCAACUUUUUCGUACCUUGCUUGGUUGUCAAAAUAUUUUGACCAAAAACAGUGUGUAGUCCGCCAUCUUGGUAUUAUAAUUGACCUAAUUAACUGAGUUUUUGAUGACGUCACAAGCAAGGUAAACUUGUUAAAACUUCUUCAUUUGGGACUAAUUUUCUUCGGAAAGUUUCUUAAAUUAAUUGAGUACUAAAAAGACUUCGGAAAAUCAAGCUUCAUAUUGAUAAUGGCAUGUGGUUUGCAAGAUAAAAAUUUCCUUUUUCACCCUACUUGUGACGUGUGCAUAUCCAAAAUGGCGGAAUGGACGCUGCUUUUGAUCAAAAUAAGUCGAUUUAUUUCGAAAACCAAGCGAGAUACGGAAUAAUUGUAAAGGAAGUUUAUAUAUCAUUUUAAAUCUUUCAAAUAAGACAAACUUAAUUUUAAUAUUGCCAAAUCCCUUUAAUGGUUGUUAUAUCAGUAUUCCUACAGUUACGUACAGUACUGUAUAUCAUGUACUGAAUAGUAAUAGAAAGAUGUGCUCCCUCUUGACUUUCCGGUAACACAUUUUUGUAUCAUUGUGAUCAGAACUGAAACAACCAAAUCAUGGCCGGAAAUUGCACAGAAAAAUUGUCAUGUUGCUGUGGGCUCAGUCAAAACUUUUCUCGCGGUUUUCUUGCUUCUUUGCUUUACUUCGAUUUCCUUGUGGCAAAAUACGGCUCAAAUUGUUAGUGUAAAUAGUGCUUACUUAUGCUUGAGUCAUCUAAUAUUUUUUAGGCUUUAACCUUCUCUUAAUUUUGAAAUUCUACUAAGAAAUCAAACACUUUGCCCACCAUGCAGUACCUUGAAAAGUGGAUAAUUUAUCUGUUUUCCUCAUUAGUAUUCAAAUAUACACGUCAGCAUGUACAAUCUACGCAUAUUCAGUUAAGAUGUGCUACAGUCUGUUGAAGUAAUACCAUUACUCUUACAUUUAACUUAAUUCAACUUGUAGACAUCAUGAAGCUGUGUACGCAGUUAUAUUUUCAUAAUUUCUUUACCUCUUUUAGGUCCUCUAGCAAUUUCGUUGCACACGGAUAAUUUUCGUGUACUGUGUUAUAAAUUGUUUGCGUAUGCGUGUGUUGGGAAAUAGCUAAAAUUGAUAAAAUCCGGCUGAAACAUCGCGUAUAUUUAAAAUCAGAUUUAAAGGCUUGUAGUGCUACAUUUUAGUCACAAUUCAUUGAAUUCAUGCAUGGUAACAGUAUUGGAACUCUAUUUAAAGAAAAUUGACAACUGAGCCAUCUUGUUAGUAUAUAACUAAGCGCGUAUAUGUGACAAUGAGAUCAAUAUAGAAACGAAUCUCACCACGAAUCUCACCAUAUUUUCAUGGCCUCACACGUCAUAAAAGCCUUAAUAACAUACAAUAUCAAAUAAAUUCACCCUAGGCAUCUAAAGUCCAACAUAUUUUACAAGUUUUCGUAACGAACUGACUAAGAUACGAAUGAUUUUCUAGCAACGAUUCCCACUUUCUGUCAUAAAAUAGCCAAUGAGAUAUAGAUUUAUUUACAGUUUUGUAGUGAGCUUCGUUCAAAAACGAGCUUAAAAAGGGAUAUCUGCAAAGUUAACCAAUUGUAAUUAAGGAAAAUGGUUUCUUGUACCCAUAUGCAUAUAAAGUGUAAGAUUAGUAAAAUUUAUAGUAACGCAAAUCAGCGUUUUAGACCGAGAAUCGUCAGUCAGCAUCGUGUAAUAUGAGACGUAUGAAAUUUGACUACUGGCGCGCUAUGAACUGUACUAUAAAUCUUAUAUUGCAAAUGAAAUUUAGCUUGGAAAUGGCCCCAGUUCUCAAGUAUAAGUUUGUAAAAGGCGAAAAUAAUGUAUAUUUAUUUGUCUUUCCCGCAGUUUGAUAUGUUGUGAGAUGAGAUUCAAACCUACUCGACUCACAAACCGAUUAUUUCUGAAUAGUUCGGUUCCAGAUUCGUCGUAAUUAUGGUCUUUUGCAUCAUUCCAAAGACAGCAUGUAACUUUUGAGUAAAUUUCCGCGGAUUUUUCACAAGGAAGAGAGCUAUGAUGAUAUUAGACGUGAAUAUAAAUGUGCUUAUUAAGCAUUAUAGCUAGUAGCACACGUACCUGUAUUGGUAUAUAAAAUGUUAAAAAUUACCCCCCCCCCCCGAAUAAAUGGAUAGUAACAAAAACUACCAAAACUUGCCCACAUAUGCUUCGAUACUGGAAUAUAUGUUAUUGGGCGGUAUAAACUUAAAACUAAAACGUUUAAUUACCAAAUUCCAAAGACCAUUGAUCACCACCAAGACAAUCUUUGCCAGAAACUAUGGGACAGCUGCUGUAAUUUUAUAUAAUUUGAAAGGAAUAGCGCCCCCGUUCUCCCAGUUCAAUGUUGGGCCAACAAAAAUCUGAUGUCUGGAUACGCGGCGCCAACAUUGAAACGGGUGGGGGCAGGGAGGGUGGAAAAUAUGUAUCAGGAAAUGGUAUAUUACAACCGAAUGCAUGUGAAAACUAGAUUGUCCCAAUGUAUAUUGUCAAAGAUUGUAGCUCUGCUUAGCUUUCAAUUUUUGAUCGUGAGUACGCUUUCAGUUUACCAAAAAUUAAAAGUUCGAACACAUUUUCUUUGUCACUUUAAUUACAACGUUCAGAUCUUGUGAGUUGUGCAUGUUCAAUAUCUUUAAACAAGAUUGGUAAGAUUUUAUUUCCAGUAAUUCGGGUUUAUUUACACGUGAUAUUUUUGAAAACACGGCCAUUACGUUUUCAUGUUUCCAACUUUCAACAUGUUUACAACAUCUUUCAACACAAAGCUCGCAUUUACUGGGAACUUCACGCCUAUUGUGAUUGUGAUUUAGCUCACCAAACUUAUUCUGCCUAGUUUUGGUAUUAUUUGAUUUAAUUUAGUUAAAACUCUUCUUCAUCUUUCAGAUCUGGGACGUUUCUUCGCUUAUCAAUCCUUCACAAAAGUAAGAAAUAUGGCUACCUAAUGAAGUGAACAUUCUGCCUACCUUAUUGGUAGAGAUUGAAUUUUUUCGUACAUAUACGAUGGCAAGCAUCGUUAAAUCAUUACCAAUAGUUAACAAUGAAAUAGCGCGACGCUCUAGAAGUACAGUAUACUGUAGUGCUCUGAUCCAUCUUCAUGUAGGGUUCUCCCGAGGUGGAAUUUUUUUUCUGGGAACUUUGGUUUAGGUCUUAACAAAAGAUUAUGCAAUAAAAAGGGAAAAUAACAAAAUUGUCGUUUGUAACUGCCUUAAGGCGGAUUUCCAGUCCUCGCACGAACUUCCUCCCAGCUCGCUGCGAGUGCUUGCAUCUAAUUAAAAUUAACUGUUUAGCAUUGUGAUUGGAUAAAAGUGCUCAUGCAUGCACUCGCAGCGAGCUGCGUGCGAGGACUGGAAAUCCGCCUUUAUAAUGUAGUGUUGUCGUGUGAAGCAAUAUGUCUUUUAGACUGAAACUCAAAAGGCAUACACGAUAAAUCCUAUUAAUUAAUCAUUUCAACAUUUAGGUAUUUG
This is a messenger RNA of Paramuricea clavata, 18726 nucleotides long. The record is from the annotation of a GenBank genome assembly. NCBI's taxonomy places the organism in Eukaryota, Metazoa, Cnidaria, Anthozoa, Malacalcyonacea, Plexauridae.